This is a messenger RNA of Radiomyces spectabilis, 1312 nucleotides long. RefSeq lists its product as uncharacterized. Bases 418 to 939 code for a protein of 173 amino acids. The record is from RefSeq and is a predicted model, not a curated record. Lineage: Eukaryota; Fungi; Mucoromycota; Mucoromycetes; Mucorales; Radiomycetaceae. The transcript has a single exon.
UGCACAUACUUUAUGCGUUCGAUAUCGCCAUCGAUGGCCUCAAAGCACCCAUAGAGCAUAUUUGAAUCAUCGGGUCGUAUCUUGAAGCACCCUACUCACAGAUUCACUUUUAUUGUGCCUGUUGUAUUGGGCCUCAUCAUGAGCCAUCAUUACACAUUCUGAUACAAAUCACGGAGUGGCGUCCAGGGGACCGCGCGGAGACAGAUCAUUCGGUGGUCGAAAGUGCCAGUCAUGCAACCAUCCUUCCCCUUCCCUUCCCUAUCUUUGUUCCAAUGGUGUUCUCUUGUCCUCUUUUCAUUUUCCUAUUUCUAUCUCUGCGGUUUUUUUUUCUCCUUUCUCUUUUUUUUUCCUUUUUUUUGUGAUAACGUUUUGCUUUGAGCAUCAUCGUAUCCUAGGCGAUGACGGUUUCUUUGCUGCAUGGUUAUCACUGAGUAUUCCAUUAUGCAAGACAGUCAUAGUUUAACGGUGUUUUAUCAACAGCAUGACUAUAUUACUCAAUUGUCUUUUUAUAAAUUAUGCCAUCCUGGCAAACCUCGUACGGAACCCACACUUCGACGCCAAGUGUUGAUUCGCAAUAUUCUAUUGAGUUCCAUGUUCUCACCUCUGCUGCAUUCCACGUUUGAUCAGCAACGAUCGCAGGAAGAGAUUUGGUUGGAUGCUUGUUUUGACCAAUUGCAUGACGACGAUGAACCCAUGGAGGAAGACGACCACUCAUUCCAUGAUAAUGGCACGGACCGAGGAAUAACUCACCAAGAAGAAGCACCGAAUACAACUACUCUUGUACUCGCGGUGCCUUUCGACUACCUUGUUUCCACCGUCCCAUCCAAACUCCACCACCGCUUAUCUGAGGGAAUGAUCCCAUCUUCUUCUACUUCUUCUUCUUCUGCUCCUACCAGCACGGACGAUUUGCCUUUAUUUGCACCCGUUCAAUGGCCAUAGCAACAAGCAAACCGGAUCCGUCACCACAUACCAUUCCAUAAACAUCCGCCAUCGUCCUCAUCCUCUGUUAAAUUUGCACUUAUGACAUUUUUUUAUAUCUAUGUUUUAUCCUUUUUUUUUAUCUAGGUUCUUCUUUGUCUCCACUUUGUUUAUCCCCUACUUCUUUGUAUAUUCAUGUAUAUGCAUAUAUAGUGAUCUUGUUCUCAUUCUGUGGGCAUCGGUUACAACCCGCCAUCCCACUUCAUUAUUAUAUUUCCCACCUUGACCCUUUUUCAUCUAUCGGAUGGAUUUGUUCUUCUUUUUUUUCUUUAUUGUAACGAUUGCAUAUUCUUCCAAAGACCAAAUCGCCAAAAAAAAAAAGGAAAAAAGAAAU